Messenger RNA from Chiloscyllium plagiosum (whitespotted bambooshark), 1152 nucleotides. The record is from RefSeq and is a predicted model, not a curated record. Lineage: Eukaryota; Metazoa; Chordata; Chondrichthyes; Orectolobiformes; Hemiscylliidae.
AUGGAUACUACAAUUACAUGUGGGGACAUCACCCACCAUGCGCAUGGCAAGUACUCAUGUGCAACGACCAAUGUUGUCAAUCUCAUACGCUGCAGGCAAGGAUACCCUAAGGCACGGUAUAUCGGGGAAGACAACAAGAAGAAUAUUAUAUUUGGAGAUAUUGCAGCUGGAAGUUCCAAAAAUGCCAAGAAAUGUUUAUUUGGUCCCAGGUCAUGCCUGUGGCCUCGUUCAAGAGAUGGGAUUGUUUAUAUACCAUAUACAAUUGACCAACGUUACAGUAAAUAUCAUCAAGGUAUAAUACAGCACUCUAUGAAAGAGUUUGAUUAUCUAACAUGCAUUAAGUUUGUCUAUAGACGAUAUGAAAGAAAUUACAUUAAAAUUAUUUCAAAAAAUGGCUGCUGGGCAAAUGUGGGAUAUAAUAAACGCAUACAGUUUGUUUCAUUGGAUAGAAAUGGCUGUAUUCGACCUGGCAUUAUACAACAUGAGUUACUCCACACAAUUGGUUUUAAUCAUGAACAAAAUAGAAGUGACCGUGACGACUAUGUAACCAUCAUUUAUAAAAAUAUUGUUAAAGGAGCAGAAUACAAUUUUGUAAAAAUGGAUACCAAUAACUUGGGGACAAUGUACGAUUAUUCUUCAGUCAUGCAUUAUGGGAGAUAUGCUUUUUCUAAAGAUCGAAGAAGUGUUACCAUUAUCCCGAAACCAAAUUCAAGGGUAUAUAUUGGACAACGUUAUGGAAUGUCUCACCUUGAUACUUUGAAGGUUAACAAGCUGUAUAAUUGCAAAAUAUGCGGAGGACUAUACAGACAUGAACCAGGAAAAUUCACCUCUCCAAAUUUCCCAAACUUAUAUCCGAACAAUGCUCGUUGCACAUGGAUAUUUAAAACAUCUCAUAAUAGAAAACAUGUUUUCAUACAGUUUACAAAAUUUCAAGUAGAAGAGUUUAUAAACUGCUACAGUGACCGAGUAAUAAUUCAUGACGGUGACGAUGCACUUGCUCCAGUCCUGGAAGGGCCAACUUGUGGUGGAGAGAAUCCAGCAGUGAUAUCAACUAGAAAAUCAUUAUUUGUUCAAUUUUACAGUGCCCAGUCAUGGCAAGCAUAUGGCUUCAGUGCAAAAUAUGAAUUUGGUAAUAUUGUCUUCAAAUUAUAA